Messenger RNA from Portunus trituberculatus (swimming crab), 1752 nucleotides. Its product is annotated as mucin-2-like. The transcript is spliced from 3 exons. The record is from RefSeq and is a predicted model, not a curated record. The coding region runs from base 291 to 1559 and encodes 422 amino acids. Lineage: Eukaryota; Metazoa; Arthropoda; Malacostraca; Decapoda; Portunidae.
AAGAAGAAGAAGAAGAAGAAGAAGAAGAAGAAGAAGAAGAAGAAGAAGAAGAUGAUGAUGAUGAUGAUGAUGAUGAUGAAGAUGACGAUGAUGAAGAGGACAGUGACGAGGACAGUGACGAGGACAGUGACGAGGACAGUGACGAGAGGCCCAGAGUCCCACAUCACCCACUAUUCAUCGUCCUGAGAGGCCACCCACGCAAGCCCCUUCCAACCACCGCCCUGACCCACGAACACGAUAAGGAUGAGGGAUACGAAGAAGACGAUAGCGACGAAGAGGACGACGACGAAAUGGUUCUCUUCCUUCCAUUCAUCACGGAGAAUGAAGACGAUGAGAAGCUAAUAGGACACAUCAAAAUACCGUCUUCCUUCAUCCCAGAUCUGACGAGGAUGGAAGAUCUUCAGCCCAGGAGCCUCACUGACACACUAAAGGGCUUCGUGAGUGACCUUGACGCCCCCGAGAGUGACAGGUUCGUGAGUCUCCUUUCCCAGCACGUGCAGAACUUAGGCGACGAAUACGAAGACAGCAGCAGCAGUAGCGAGGAAUCUGAGGAAGAUGAUGAAGAUGAGGAGGAGGACGAAGAAGAGGAGGACGAUGAUGAGGGUGGUGAGGAAGAGGACGAAAUGGAGGAAAACGAUGGUGGAGUUACGAGAUACUUCAAGAGAAAGGACCUUCCACCUCUAGUCAUUCGAAGGUUCCCGCGACUUCGUUCACGAGGCAAGAUUAUACUUCGGCGGCCCCUCCAGCCUGGCACACCCAAGAUCCAGGACGAUGAAGAGUCCAAACCCUCCUUCAUCUCCCUCGUGCAGAGAAGGCCGACAGCAAAACCUUCCUCCGCCAGGACAGCCCCGCAGGUCAUAAGGAACCAGGAGCAAGUCAGCAACGCUAUAUCCCCGAUGGUAACAAGGAGCCGCUCUCCCCCAGCUGACCCUGUAUCCCCUGUGGCAACGAGAAGCCGCUCUCCUCCAGCUGAUUCUAUAUACCCACCCCCAGGAGUAACAAGAAGCAGGCAGUCCCCAUCUGACGUUACAUACUCUGUAGUAACAAGAAGUCAGUCCCACACUGACAAAAAACCGUCCGUGGAAACAAAUAGUCGGUCUUCCACUGACGCAAAUCACAGAGGUAUAACAAGGAGCCAUUCACCUACUGACAGAACGUCCCCAGUGACAAGAAACCAUUCACCCCCAAUUGAUAGGAAACCUUCAGUGUCAACAAGAAAACAUCCCCCACCAGUGUUAACAAGAGGCCACUCAUCCCCAGUGUUGACAAGAGGUCACUCAUCCCCAGUAGACAGGAAAUCCCCAGUGGUAACAAGAAAUCAUCCUCCCCCCGUGGACAGGACACGCUCGGGGAUCACCGGAAACCAACCAGCUUUUGGUGACAGAAUAUCCCCAGCGGUGUCACGAAACCAGUCGCCCCCAGCCAGCAGGACAAGCCCCGUGGCAUCGAGGAAACUACCGCCCCGUCAUCUGUACAACGUAAGGAGUUCUGCCGCGAGGUCCCUUGCAAACGAGAAGUCAUCGACGUUCCCACACACAGCCAGGUCCGCCUCCACGUGAUAAUGAAUCUAUUUAUAUACUUAACUUAUUUAUUGGUGUAGAGGAAGGUGACGAAAUGAAUACUGCGUGUAAACAUAAAACUUGCGUAAAUGUAUUGUGUACGUAUUGAAGUGUGUAUGUUCCUCUUGCUGGUUUCUAGACAAUAUCCAGCAGAACAAGACAGGAUUAAAAGCUUACAAAAUCUGAAUUGCAU